ACGUGAAGUCGUUUUUCUCUAAGGCAUAGGAGAGAACAUACUAAUAAGGUUAUAAGAUAAAUAACUUUCAAAUUAUUAUGAUCCUACACUUUCAUGAAUUAUUGAUCACUUUUGUUAUUAUUAUUAUGGAUGAUAAACUUGGAGAUACCCCUUUCCGAAGCUAUUGUUACAUUAAAUAUUUAGAACUAUUUUUUUGUUUACUAAGUUGGAAAAUAUCCCCUAACUAGAAAACUCCAAUACAUCUCAAGAUGUUUUUCAUAAUACUUCCUUAAGGAAGUCAUUAAAAUAACUGUUAAGAUCUAGGUGAAAUAGUCAGAGUAAACAAAUCUGCAGGUGGGACUAGACAUACCCAAUGUAGAAAACAAGGUCUAAAUCCCACAUAUGCACCUCAGUCCCGUAAACAUUUCCUGAAAAGUUUUCCCCUCCGUUGGAAGCAAUGAGAACUCAAAAACACGUAACAGUUCUGUUAAAACACAUCUGCAGAAUUACACAUAAUGUAAAUUACUUACAAAACAGUGUUCAAGUUGUGAGACUACGGAGCCUGGCAGUCAGCUGUCCAGCUGUUAGUUAUGAUCCCAACUGAAGAGAAUUUUAACCCAUGAUGAGAAUAGUAUACGCUCCACCCAAGAUAUAUCUGCGAGGAAGAACUCAAAAGACAGCAAAAUCUUAUGCUCGGCUAGCAAUCUAUACACACAAAUCCCUCUUUGUGUUUUCCAAUAUUCUUUGGAUGUCUUCACACACAAUCAAUAUCUGUGUGUAUGCCACCUCAUUGGGUCUAAAAAACGAAACAUUAAAUCACUUUGAAUGCUCUGAAUAUGAAAUUAAAACUUCAAUUCCAUGUGGAGCCGAACGUGAAGCAGAUGUGUGCGAUUGUGUGCUUCUCAGCGUCCCUUUCUCCUCCUGAGUCAUGAGAUGAAACUACAGCUCUAGACAAAGCUUACACUCUGGUAGCUGCACUACCACCAGAUCUGUACAAGCAAUGCUCUCUUAAUCAAUCACCUCUGUUUGUCUCUCAGAGACCGGUGUGCAGAUAAAAGUCAGGACCAUCAGCUCAGACAAUGAGGCUUCCAGGCUGAGCUCAGCCUCAUAGAUGAGCCUUUGAGUAGCUCUUCCAGCACAAAGGAGAAUGAUAUCAGGGACUAACCUAAUUACGCUUUAUGCCAGAGAUUAAAUGCGUUGAGAUAUAGAAAGUACCUAGAAAGUUAUCACAAGCAGAUAGUGCUAUUUAAAUGCUGGUCUUCACCAACCAAGGAGUGUACAGGGAGGGAUCCAUAGCUCCAGAUACACAUGUAGCAGAGGAUGGCCUUGUCUGACAUCAAUGGGAGGGGAGGCCCUUGGUCCCCUGGAGGUUUGAUGCUCCAGUGUAAGGAGAUGCUGGAGCUGUGCUUGUUUUCUUAUAGAACCCAGGCCCACCUGCCUGGGGGUUUGGUGGGGUGAGGCAUGUCCUAGGAAAUGUUACUCUCAGUUUCAGAACUCUCAUGUAUGAGAAAGUUAACCUGUAAGGCUACUUCUAGCUUCAACAUCACACUCUUUAAGAUUUGGUGACUAGUUCUCCGUUCUUUGUUUCCAAAUAAGCUCAAAACAAGCAAUUCCUUCUGCAGCUAGAAAGUCAGUCAUGACCUUAUAGAAAUCCAGUGAGUGGCAAUUAGAACUAGAUAAAUGAUCAAACCAUAUUAUCAGAGAAAACCAAGUUUAGAAUAUACAAGUAUGUUCAUUAAAUAUGCACUUUUUGAGACAAUCUAUACAUAGUUAAAUAAAAUCUACUUUUACACACGUUUGAUAAACAUUUCAGCGUAGGUUAAGGACCAGGCAUUGUCUUAGAUGCUGGGAAUCUGAGUGGAGAAUCCUUGGACUCUGGUAACAUCCCAUGUUGAGUGGACUAGCCAAUAAAAACAAAAGGAGUAUGUCAUAUCUUAUAUGGGGAUAGGUGCUCUGGAGUCAAAUGAGAGGCUUUCUCAGAGCAUGGGCACUAGCCUGUAAAGAUAUGAGGUUAGAGAGAGUCUGUUUUGGUUUUAUUGUUUUUAAAAUGACAUCUGAGAAAUCUUCGUACCAUUGAAACCCAAGAGAAAGGAGAUUGAAUGCACAGGUUUAUGGAGGUGAAUAUUAAACACAGGACAAUGAGUAUUUCUGAUGUGAGUGGUUGUCUGACUCAUUUUAGUGAUAGCAUGGAGACCUUGGUGUUAAAGUGAAGUAAGCCAAGGCUAGAAAGACUCGAAAGGCUAUGACCAACUGGCCUUGGAGAUUUCCUGAAGGGCUCAUACUCCUAAUUGGAUGUGGUAGUGAGGGUGGGGGGUGGGGGGUGGGGGAGGAACCACUGGAGGGUUCUGCACAAAGAUUUAGUUUGUCUUGCAAUAUAACAGGUUCUCUCUGGCAGCUUUAUGAAGAAUGACCCAGAAGUACAAUAAUAGUGACUUCAGCCCAGUAUGGAUGGCUGCAUGGCUCUUUUUAACCCCCGUUUCCUGCCAAAGGUCCACAAUUUUGAAAGGAAUCGGGACACAAUUUUCAGAUGUGGGACCAUGCCUGAUAGUGGUCUUACCCAACACCACAGUGAUGUUUACCCAAGACCCACAUUUUCUCACAAAGGUUAUUUGCAUGUUAAAGGCACUGAGAAACCUCAGAAUGUGUUCAAUCCAAAGUCUCCCAAGCCUAUUCUACCAUGCAUCUCCUUUUUCUCAUGUGCUCUGGUUCAAAACAAGCUGGGUUCAAAUAUAAGCCCAUGGCGUCUGGGCCAUUGAACUCGGAGUUAAUCUUUCACUCCCCUAACCCCAUCUUUAAAUUGGGAGAGUAAUUGCACCUCACAAGGCGAGAAUUAGAUCAGAUAAUGUUUGUAAAGUGCCGCAAACCAUUCCCUUGGUUAAGGCCCACUUUCCUGUGUCCUCUUAUUUGCAUUCUUCAAAAACCAACCAUCUGUGAAAACUAAAGGUGUAAGUUUUAAUGAGAUUCAUUGCGGUUGAAAUGGAAGGGCUCAGGUUCUACCACCUAGCGCCCAAUUUUAGAAUCUCUGCCUUGUCCCAACAGGCAGAGAUGCUCAGAGGCAACACAACUGUAAUAGUUUCACAGCAUGGUAUCUCAUUGGACUCCUCUUCCAUAGGCCUUAGACAGCUUUGGGGAGAAGAGGCCAUAUUAGGGGUAUCAAUGGGGUUCUUUUCCACCUUUGAAAAGUUCCAUCGAAAGUGUUGCAUUUGCUAUUCCCAGCUACUGGAAUCUUUAAGACAAGUGGAAAGGAAUGAUGCCAAGAGUCUUCUCUUCCCAGGGCUUAUCUGGUUUGGAGGACAUACCUGUCAUAAAUGCUAGAGACAUAUCAAAACAUUACAGUUGAAAUAUGCCCUACGUGAAAUAUGACCUAAGAUUUCAACAUACAAAUAAAUGUCAAUUUGUUUACCAUUUUAUUAAUAAUACUUAUGGCUCUACUCCGAUAUGGGGAUAUGGGACUAUGUGUCCAAACUGGGAGGGGGGGAUAGUCAAGCAUGCAUUUUAGAUUAGUAUUUUAGAUACCAAACAGUGUAUAGAUAACCCAGCAAUUUUGUGUAAAAAAAAAAAAAAAGCUAAAUAAGCUGCUCUUUCCUUAGGGAUGGUAUCUUAGAGUAGUCAGCAGGGUCUUCCUGCAGAGAUCUUGCCAGACUGCCUUACCAGAUCUGCUGGAAGUUGUGGUGUGCAUCCGGUGCUCCGUGAUUGAUGCUCAGGUGUCUUGCUAGGAAGAAAGAAAGGCAGAUGCUCUGGUUUACAGUUUCCUCAGGACUCUGUUUCUCCUGGUCAGAAUACUCCAGGAUCCCCGGAGAGACUCUGGGAGUUUUGUUAUUUCCUGAAUUCCUGCAACUGCCCCCUCCUCUCCACCUCCAGGAAAGAUAAAAUCAAAUCAGAGGAAGUGAGAAAUCCCUGUAGCUUUGGCAUCUUGCCUCUCAAAAGCCCCCCAACAAUAAGACUGUUAUCGGAAUGCAUUAAUUUCAAGUUUCUUCAAACGUCUCAAAGAGGCUCUGCGAGAUCCUGAGUUUCAGAAGCCUCACUGGGGGUCAAACCUCAGCAAAUGGAACUUCACAGCACACUGCUCUCUCCCGCCCUUCCUUUCUGCCCCCUUUCCUCUCUCUCUCUCUCUCUCUCUCUCUCUCUCUCUCUCUCUCUCUCUCUCUCUCUCUUUUCCCCUCCAACUUUAAAUCUAGCAUACAAUGUAAUAGAUUUCAUUAUGGCACUCCCCACAGACAUUCUCACUGAAGUGAUCAGAACUGGAUUUUUGAAUGUAAAUGAAGACACGUUCUCACCUUGAUUUUUUUGUCUCCUGGCCAAUCUGGAAUGCAUUCCAGCUUUAAUGACCAUGGCCAAGUUGCAGGGGACCUGUGUUGAGUAUGUUUCCUACUCACAUGUAGAUGAUACACGUAUACUCACUAUUCUUCAUAGAACACACUAAGAGCAUUUUGGACAGUCUUUCAGGUACCUUAAUGCUCAGUAACAAAGUCAGGAUAGUGGCAAGUUGCUAUGAUAAAUCCAACCCCGGAACUAUUCAGAGCUAUCAAUUGACCCAAUGGCUCUCUUCAGUUUUUACAUUUUGGGGCAGAGUCCUCUCUAGAGCCAGUUUUAUUCUUGCUGUAAGAAGAAGAGUCAGAGCUCUUUGGGCCCUGAGAAUAGGCUUAUAUUUGCAUCUUGCCUCGACAGCAUCUUUAAUUUGCAUGUAGAUGUUCACUCCGGGGUUGUUUGGAUUCACCUGAGUGGGAUGAUGAGUGGGCAGGUCGAAGAAAGGAGUUAGAAACCUUUUCCAUCACUCCACCUUCAUGUGCACCUCUUAUGGGUCCCUAAUACCGUCUGCAUACAAACUCUUAAUUUAGAUGUUCAUUUUACUGUUAUACUUGACAGAAUACUCUUAGAAAACACUCUGGAUGAGAUUCUCUAAUAGUUCUUUCCCGGUGGAUACUUACUGUUGUCUCCCUAGAUAAUUUUAUCGUUGAGGCUGGAACAAAGGAGUUUAAUGGUGUAGUAUACUGAAGCUGAGAAAUAAAAGUUAGUAUUGGUAUACUUUCAAUCCAAUGGAAAUGUGGUAGGUGUUGAAAUACAUUUAAAAAAAAUGUUUAUCUGUGGGGCUGGAGAGAUGGCUCAGAGGUUAAGAGCACAGACUGUUUUUCCAGAGGUCCUGAGUUCAAUUCCCAGCAACCACAUGGUGGCUCACAACCAUCUGUAGCAAGACCUGAUUCCCUCUUCUGGUGUCUGAAGACAGUUAUAGUGUACUUACAUAUAAUAAAUAAAAUAAAUCUUAAAAAAAGACACAUUUUUAAAAAGGUUAUUUGUAUUUUGUGUGUAUGCAUGUGUUUGAGUUUGUGUGUGUGUAUAUAUAUAUAUAUAUAUAUGCACAGAACAUGUAUACAGGAACCUGUGGAGAUCAGGCAAGGGCAUCAGAUGGCCUAGAACUGGAAUUAGACAGCUGUCUGCCCAUCACAGGCUGGAAACAGAACUAGGAUCUUGCAAAAGCAGUAGGCACACUUUCCCAUUGAGCCAUAAGGUGAAAUAGGGCUUGAAAGAUCUCAGUGAUAUUGUGAAGACUGGGAGAUACACUAGGGAAACAAUGUAAUAGGGACUCUUGCACAGAGUCUACUUUCUCAUACUGGUGGCAGAACCUGUGUUUAGCAUGCAGGAGCCCCUACCUCUCUGAACAGGAGGUCCAACACACACACACACACACACACACACACACACAUGCACGCACACACUCACACAUGCACACACACAUACUCACACACACAAAUAAAAGAAAAUAAGAGGAUAUAUCCUUCACUAGAUGGAACUUCAAAAUCUUCAUUUAAAAUCCCCUUGACUAACUUGGGGAUUGGAGAUUUUCGUUUUCUCCUCCCCUCCUUCAUCAUGCUAAGCUUAUUUAUGUUCUAUUCCUGGGGUAUCUUAUCUUAAAAGUUCAUUUUAUUCCAAGGAAAAUUUAUUUUCUCUGUUUCUCACCAAACUAUCUUUUCACAGAUACCAAAUCAAUGUAUGUCUCUUAACAUUUACUGCACGUUUCUUGUUUUUACUGCUGAAAAGAUUCUGGUUAGAAUCUUUGACUUCUUAUCUUUGGCUUGUUUACUGAGUUUUCAGUCAGCUUUCUCAGGAUUAAAUUGUGUUUCCUUUUCAAAGGUAAGGUGCUGUUAACCAGGUUGUCUUUUCACAGACAGUUGCUCUGAGUUCACGGGCCACAGAAGCCAUGACCCAAAUGAGCACAUGGCUCUUUGAAACUUGCAGUUUAGGUAGGCAAUGCAGGCAGUCAGUUAAGGGAAACCUGGAAAAGUCCAACCGUCUACACAAAAUAAAUUCAAACCCUCCUCACCUGCCGUCAUGCCACCGGCCAUAGUUGAAGGCAGUAAGUACUCAUCUUGAAGUCAUAGACCAUAGCUUUGAAGAGAGUAACUUAUUAAUAAAAGCGAUAGCUGUGUCAACAACUGCAAUUUGUAGAGCCUUCCGCAGAUAUUAUAUGGUUUUCAUCGUGUCAUAGGCAAUAAUAACAAAAAAGAAAACAACGAAUUUGUGAAAACUUGUCUGUCAAAUAUCCCAGGCAUGUUUCAUCUCGGGCCUAAUUAGCUUACUCAUGAAGUAGCCCCACAGGCCCCAUUUUUUUUUUCUUCAGAAGAGAGAAUAAAGUUAGUAUGGCCACAGGUACCUGAUACCCUCGGAUUUGGGGUGGCCCAGUUUUUGAGAUGCUAAGAGCCCAUCACUGCAAACUUUAGAUUAAUGUAUUACCACCCAUCUGUUACUCUUCUUUAACUGUUGAGUCUCUAAUAUCUAUAAGCUACCUAGACUCUCCUGUAAACAUAAUGAAGUCUCCAAGACCUAAGCCUUCACUCCUUUCUACAGGACCGCCAGCAAAUUCAAUAAAAAGAGAAUAUCCAUCCACUACUAUAUUUUAGAUAAUUUACACUUUCCUAAAGCCUCUUUGCUGAGAAAGCAAAUAAGUUUGUUUGUUUGUUUGUUUGCUCGUUUAAAGAGAAUAUGGGGGGUGGUGAUAGUGGUAGUGAGUGAACUUCUUUGGAAGUUUACUGCAAUUCCCUAAAUCGGUAAAGAAGAGGUUAAGAGGGACCUGGAGGAUUUUGAAGUCUUUGGUUUGGGAGGUUCCAUUUGGAGAAAGGUGCAGGGGAGCCUGAGAUGGAAAGGGACCCAAAACAAGUUCUUAUUCGUUGAGAUUUCUGCUUCUGAGUCGUUGAAAUCUCACCUGAGGGCGCAGUUGGGCGCUCCAGGCAUGUGGAUGGAAAUAUUAACACGCAGAACUUGUCUGAGCAGCGCCAGUGAGGGCCUGGCAGGGAUCGAGCGUCCCCUUUAAAGGUUCCCGAGCCGGGCUGGAGAGGGAGGAAACCCGGAGCAGCAGGGACUGAGGGGGAAACCCACGAGCUGUCGAGCCGAAAGGAGGCAGCGUGAGAGCAGAAACUUCAGACGCUGCAAGCUCCCAGCGGAGCUCGGGCGAGCCUCGGCAGCAUCCUCUUCCUCCUGCUCGCUCUUUCCCACCAACCCGGGGCCGCCCGGAGCAGCCUCUCCGAAGCUUCCAGGAGCAAGGAGUAAGACUAGCCACCCCGGGAAGUUUGGGCUGCAGCUUGGUUCGGAGGUGCGUUACACGCGCCCCAGUAGAAGCAGGACCCGGGACGAUGCUGGGUGCUGUGCCGGGCUGGGGGCGCCCGGAAGGCGCUCGUGCAUCCGCGGUCCUGUUGCUGUCCCCGGUGCCCUCCGCAUCCCGCGAGUGAUGGGAACAAGGGCCCGCCCAGGCAGCCGCUGUCGCCGUACCGCCCCUUCGCUCCCUCCUGGUGCGCAGAGUCACCCAGGCGCACCCCGUGAACCUAGAGACUGUUCUCCCCAGCUGCCGCCGCUACCUUGACUGCAAUCUCCGCCAGAGGGGGGUGGCCUGCUACUCUCUGGCUCUCCGGUAGACGGAGGAGCACUUUUUGGGGUGCAUCUCUUCCUUUGCUCUCACACCCCAACUUUGCAAUCGCCGCGCAGCGGCGCCAGGGCACACGCUGUGGAGGCGCACGCCGGGAGGCUCAGCAGGACUGUGGAGGCAGGAAACCGCACAACUGCUCCUCGGUUUAGGCUCUUUGUUGUUCGCCUUGGAUGAGCCUUGGAAGUGGUUGAGCCUCUUCAGAAACCCGGAGCUAGGGAAGACAAACCUUGGGCUUUUUCUUUGCAAAGGGAUUGACAAGCCUCCGGAAAGGUCGACGAGAAACUGCCCUGCAAACUCUUGGCGGAUUGACUCACGUUGCUUAUAUUAAGCCUUUGUGUGUAGGGUGUAUGGUGUGUGGCUUCCAUAAAUUUGGAGAUCUCCGCUUCUGCUCCCUUCUCUUGGCAUGAGACUGUAUGCAGGACCUACCCGAGGACAAUGAUCGCGGAGCCUGCUCGCUUUUACCUCUUUGGAUUAAUAUGUCUCUGUUCAGGCUCCCGUCUUCGUCAGGAAGAUUUUCCACCCCGCAUUGUUGAACACCCUUCAGACCUGAUCGUCUCCAAAGGAGAACCUGCCACUCUGAACUGUAAAGCCGAAGGCCGCCCCACCCCGACGAUAGAAUGGUACAAAGGUGGGGAAAGAGUGGAGACGGACAAAGAUGACCCGCGCUCACACCGGAUGCUGCUGCCAAGCGGGUCUUUAUUUUUCUUACGCAUAGUCCAUGGACGGAAGAGUAGGCCCGACGAAGGGGUCUACAUCUGUGUGGCUAGGAAUUACCUCGGAGAGGCUGUGAGCCACAACGCAUCGCUGGAGGUAGCUAUACUACGGGAUGACUUCAGACAAAACCCUUCAGAUGUCAUGGUGGCAGUAGGCGAACCUGCAGUCAUGGAAUGCCAGCCUCCACGGGGCCAUCCAGAGCCCACCAUCUCCUGGAAAAAGGAUGGCUCACCCCUGGAUGAUAAAGAUGAAAGAAUCACUAUACGAGGAGGAAAACUCAUGAUCACUUAUACGCGUAAAAGCGAUGCUGGCAAGUAUGUUUGCGUUGGCACCAACAUGGUGGGGGAACGGGAGAGUGAAGUCGCAGAGCUAACCGUUUUAGAGAGACCAUCGUUUGUGAAGAGACCCAGUAAUUUGGCAGUGACUGUGGAUGACAGUGCAGAAUUUAAAUGUGAGGCCCGAGGAGACCCUGUGCCUACAGUUCGAUGGAGGAAAGAUGACGGAGAGCUGCCCAAAUCCAGAUAUGAAAUCCGAGAUGAUCAUACUUUGAAAAUUCGGAAGGUGACUGCUGGCGACAUGGGAUCAUACACUUGUGUGGCAGAAAAUAUGGUCGGGAAAGCUGAAGCUUCCGCUACUUUGACAGUUCAAGUUGGGUCUGAGCCGCCACAUUUCGUUGUAAAACCUCGGGACCAGGUGGUUGCCUUGGGAAGAACUGUGACGUUUCAGUGCGAAGCAACUGGAAAUCCUCAACCAGCUAUCUUUUGGAGGAGAGAGGGGAGUCAGAAUCUACUUUUCUCCUACCAGCCUCCACAGUCCUCUAGCCGAUUUUCAGUUUCGCAGACAGGAGACCUCACCAUUACGAACGUCCAGCGGUCUGAUGUCGGCUACUACAUCUGUCAGACUUUAAAUGUUGCUGGAAGUAUCAUCACAAAGGCCUAUUUGGAAGUUACUGAUGUGAUUGCAGACCGGCCUCCCCCAGUCAUUCGGCAAGGUCCUGUGAAUCAGACUGUAGCAGUGGAUGGCACUUUAAUCCUCAGCUGUGUGGCCACAGGCAGUCCAGCACCCACAAUUCUGUGGAGGAAGGAUGGAGUCCUUGUUUCAACCCAAGAUUCUCGGAUCAAACAGCUGGAGAGUGGCGUGCUGCAGAUCCGCUACGCUAAGCUGGGUGACACGGGUCGGUACACCUGCACCGCAUCGACCCCCAGCGGUGAGGCCACGUGGAGCGCUUACAUCGAAGUCCAGGAAUUUGGGGUUCCAGUUCAACCCCCAAGACCCACCGACCCCAACUUAAUCCCCAGCGCCCCCUCAAAGCCCGAAGUUACAGAUGUCAGCAAAAACACGGUCACUUUAUCGUGGCAGCCAAACUUGAACUCAGGAGCAACCCCAACAUCUUAUAUUAUAGAAGCCUUCAGCCAUGCAUCUGGUAGCAGCUGGCAGACGGCGGCAGAAAAUGUGAAAACAGAAACAUUUGCCAUCAAAGGACUCAAACCUAACGCCAUUUACCUUUUCCUGGUGAGGGCAGCAAAUGCCUAUGGAAUUAGUGAUCCAAGCCAAAUAUCAGAUCCAGUGAAAACGCAAGAUGUCCCACCAACCAGCCAAGGGGUGGACCACAAGCAGGUCCAAAGAGAACUGGGGAAUGUUGUCUUACAUCUGCACAACCCGACCAUCCUUUCUUCCUCCUCAGUCGAAGUGCACUGGACGGUGGACCAACAAUCUCAAUAUAUUCAAGGCUAUAAAAUUCUCUACCGCCCAUCUGGAGCCAGCCAUGGUGAAUCGGAGUGGUUAGUUUUUGAAGUGAGGACGCCAACGAAAAACAGCGUGGUGAUCCCCGAUCUCAGAAAAGGCGUCAACUACGAGAUUAAGGCUCGCCCAUUUUUUAAUGAGUUUCAAGGAGCAGACAGUGAAAUCAAAUUUGCCAAAACCUUAGAAGAAGCACCAAGUGCCCCUCCCCGAAGUGUAACUGUAUCCAAGAAUGAUGGAAAUGGGACUGCAAUCCUGGUCACUUGGCAACCGCCUCCUGAAGACACACAAAAUGGAAUGGUCCAAGAAUAUAAGGUUUGGUGUCUCGGUAAUGAAACGAAGUAUCACAUAAACAAGACAGUCGAUGGCUCGACCUUCUCGGUGGUCAUCCCCUCUCUGGUUCCUGGGAUCCGAUACAGUGUGGAGGUGGCAGCGAGCACUGGGGCGGGUCCCGGGGUGAAGAGCGAACCUCAGUUCAUCCAGUUAGAUUCUCACGGAAACCCCGUGUCUCCCGAGGACCAAGUCAGCCUUGCUCAGCAGAUCUCCGACGUGGUGAGGCAGCCGGCGUUCAUUGCAGGCAUUGGGGCAGCCUGUUGGAUUAUCCUCAUGGUCUUCAGCAUCUGGCUUUACAGACACCGCAAGAAGAGAAACGGACUCACCAGCACGUAUGCGGGUAUCCGGAAAGUCCCGUCCUUUACCUUCACGCCAACAGUAACUUAUCAAAGAGGAGGCGAAGCCGUCAGCAGUGGAGGGAGGCCGGGACUCCUCAACAUUAGUGAACCUGCCACGCAGCCAUGGCUGGCAGACACGUGGCCCAACACAGGCAACAACCACAAUGACUGCUCCAUCAACUGCUGCACGGCCGGCAAUGGCAACAGCGACAGCAACCUGACAACCUACAGUCGCCCAGCUGAUUGUAUAGCCAAUUAUAACAACCAACUGGAUAACAAACAAACAAAUCUGAUGCUCCCUGAGUCAACUGUUUAUGGUGAUGUGGACCUUAGUAACAAAAUCAAUGAGAUGAAAACCUUCAAUAGCCCAAAUCUGAAGGACGGGCGUUUUGUCAAUCCAUCAGGGCAGCCCACUCCCUAUGCCACCACUCAACUCAUCCAGGCGAACCUCAGCAACAAUAUGAAUAAUGGCGCCGGGGACUCCAGCGAGAAGCACUGGAAGCCUCCGGGACAGCAGAAACCGGAAGUGGCACCAAUUCAGUAUAACAUCAUGGAGCAAAACAAGCUGAACAAAGAUUAUCGGGCAAAUGACACGAUCCCUCCAACCAUCCCAUACAACCAGUCCUAUGACCAGAACACAGGAGGGUCUUAUAACAGCUCAGAUCGGGGCAGUAGUACAUCCGGGAGUCAAGGCCACAAGAAAGGGGCACGGACACCAAAGGCACCCAAGCAGGGUGGCAUGAACUGGGCAGACUUGCUGCCCCCUCCUCCGGCGCAUCCUCCCCCACAUAGCAACAGUGAAGAAUACAACAUGUCCGUAGAUGAAAGCUAUGAUCAAGAAAUGCCCUGUCCAGUGCCACCUGCGCGGAUGUAUUUGCAACAGGAUGAAUUAGAGGAAGAGGAAGAUGAAAGAGGCCCCACUCCCCCUGUCCGGGGGGCAGCUUCUUCUCCAGCUGCUGUGUCCUACAGCCACCAAUCCACGGCCACUCUCACCCCUUCUCCCCAGGAAGAGCUCCAGCCCAUGUUACAGGAUUGUCCGGAGGACCUCGGGCACAUGCCCCACCCACCAGACAGGAGGCGGCAGCCCGUGAGUCCUCCUCCACCGCCACGGCCAAUUUCCCCACCUCAUACUUACGGCUACAUUUCAGGACCCCUUGUCUCAGAUAUGGAUACCGAUGCCCCAGAAGAGGAGGAGGACGAAGCUGACAUGGAAGUUGCCAAAAUGCAGACCCGAAGGCUGUUGUUACGUGGGCUGGAGCAGACCCCAGCAUCCAGUGUUGGGGACCUUGAGAGCUCCGUCACUGGGUCCAUGAUCAAUGGCUGGGGCUCAGCCUCGGAAGAGGACAACAUUUCCAGUGGGCGCUCCAGUGUCAGUUCAUCCGAUGGCUCCUUUUUCACUGACGCUGAUUUUGCCCAGGCAGUUGCUGCAGCUGCGGAGUAUGCGGGCCUGAAAGUGGCUCGCCGCCAAAUGCAAGAUGCUGCUGGCCGCCGCCACUUCCAUGCCUCUCAGUGCCCAAGGCCCACGAGUCCUGUGUCCACAGACAGCAACAUGAGUGCUGUUGUGAUCCAGAAAGCCAGACCCGCCAAGAAGCAGAAACACCAGCCAGGACAUCUGCGCAGGGAAGCCUACGCAGAUGAUCUUCCACCCCCUCCAGUGCCACCACCUGCUAUAAAAUCGCCCACUGUCCAGUCCAAGGCACAGCUGGAGGUACGGCCUGUCAUGGUGCCAAAACUCGCGUCUAUAGAAGCAAGGACAGAUAGAUCGUCAGACAGAAAAGGAGGCAGUUACAAGGGGAGAGAAGCUCUGGAUGGAAGACAAGUCACUGACCUGCGAACAAAUCCAAGUGACCCCAGAGAGGCACAGGAACAGCCAAAUGACGGGAAAGGCCGAGGAACAAAGGCAGCCAAGCGAGACCUUCCACCAGCAAAGACGCACCUCGGCCAAGAGGAUAUUCUUCCGUACUGUAGACCUACUUUCCCAACGUCAAACAACCCUAGAGACCCCAGUUCCUCCAGCUCUAUGUCAUCAAGAGGAUCAGGGAGCCGACAAAGAGAGCAAGCAAAUGUGGGCCGAAGGAAUAUGGCAGAAAUGCAAGUACUUGGGGGAUUUGAAAGAGGAGAUGAGAAUAAUGAAGAAUUAGAGGAAACUGAAAGCUGAAGACAACCAGAGAGGCUUACGAUGCUAAUGUGAAAAACCAUCACUCAAGAGGCCUCCUCCCGUCUGAUGACACACAAUACCAGAUGAAAUUGUUCAGUGCAAUCAGAAUGGACAAGUUGCCGUUUUUAUUCCUCCUGUUGGGAUAACAUUUUUUAAAAGUUUCUUGGGUUUUUAGUGUUGCUGAUUGAUUGCCUAACCCUUAAUGAACCUCCCCCUGCCGCGACGCUGUUACAGCCGUUAUCCUUGACUUCCAACACUGGAAGUGUCUUGAAUGCUUGCUUCAGCCAUCAGCCAGCAAGGAAGAACAGACCAAUUCUUUUUGCGAUUUGCCCCUGAGAUAUGGCAUUGCACUGCUUAUAUAUCACGCUAAUUGAUAGCAAAAUAUUGAUCAAUGAUAUAAAGGUGAUGACUCAACCUCAUGCCAAGGGCUCUCAAAGUAUAAUUGUUCUAUGACCAACUGCUAAGGCCAAUUGAAGCAUACUUCAUUUUACAUGAUUUUAGGAUCAGUCUUUUAUACCACCCUUUGCUGGCAUAAACUAAAAGUCUAUCACAUACAGAACUACAGUCUAAUUUCAAUGGGGUAGAAGCAUUGUAAAUAUAUACUCUUUGCAACUCCUGGUGGUACUUUAUUUUGUCUUUAUUUCAACCAUUGAAAUAUAUUCUUGGAAAUGUACUUUUGGAUAAGUAGGGCUGAGCCAGUUGGACCUCUGGUUGUCUAGUCAUUGUGAGAAGUAAACCUAGCAAAAAUCUUGUUCUAUUUUUCAAUCAAAAAGCAACUACAAAUGCAUAUUCCACGCAAAUGGAUGUUUUUAACGACCAAUUGAGUAAAGACAUCCCUAUCUUAACUGGCCUAAAUUUCUUCUGGUAGUGUCAGAUCACCUUUCAGAAGUGCCACUUAAGGAGGUUUGUUUGAUUUUUUUUGUUGUUGUUGUUGUUGUUGUUUUUUGUAAUGCACUGUUUUUAAUCUUUUUUUUUUUGGUUUUAAAAGCACAAUCACUAAACUUUAUUUGUAAACCAUUGUAACUAUUAACCUUUUUUUUCUUAUUGAAGAAACUGUUGAGAAGUGUUUCUAGCCUGUUUUGUUAAUGCUCUGUGUUUGUAUUUGCAAUAUUUGAAUGGUGACAGCUGGUGAGGUCACGUACAGACUUUAUCGUGGGCUGUGAACCAAAUGGUUCCAAUUUUUCCUGGACUUAAAAAAAAAUUUUUUUGUUCUAAGUUUUUCGUGGCCAAUGUUGAAUCUUAUAAGAUUUCCUUAGAAGCUCAUAAGAGGAAUUCCAACUCGGAAUUGCCAAGUGAUGCUCUGUGACUGUAGGUUUCUAUAAUUUUUUUUGACAUUUUAAGAAUUUCAUUGACUUUAUAAUUGGUGCUAUUUGAAGAAAACAAAAUGAAUCUUUAGUCAUGCAUAGGUAUCAGGCUUGACCCCCACAAAGCCAAACAAAACUGAACUACAAAAUAAAUAAAUAAAUAAAUAAAUAAAUAAAUAAAUAAAAGCAAAUAAAAACAAAAGGCUGGUAUUCACCUAAAACUAAGUGUAUUCAUUUAGCUAAUUUGAAGAAGCCCCAUGUCCCAUAGAAAGGAUGUGCAGUUCUAAGGGAACAAUCCACGUGAUUAAUGUUUUCAUUAUGUUCAUGUAAGAAACCUCUUUAUUUUUAGCCAUACUUUUGCAUACUGAAAAUUCAAUAAUCAGAAAAGUAAUUUUGUCAUAUUAUUUAUUAAAAAUGUUCUCAAAUACAUCAUCCUUCCUUGUGUUGAUUUUUUUUUUCAUUGUAUGACUAUCAGAUUUAUUCCAUUAAAUCACAAAGUUGUUUUGUCUUCGCAUUUCACCACCACAUUAUGAAAACGAAGGAGUUCUCAGUUUUCCUAAUGAGCAUCCAGGUUCUACUACCAAGCAAAAAAUUCUCAUUGCAGUUGUGUGAAGUAAGUGGGAGCUGAUUCUCAAGUUGAAGUUAGCUGUGUGGUCAGAGAGCGACUCUGAAAGGUGUGCUGUGUUUGGUUCUGUAUGUGUAUCUGAAUUUCAGUUAGCCUGUUUCUGAAAUGAUCAGGAUGCAACUCCAGUAAACCUCAUUGGUCAAGCUUGAACCACCUAUGUUCUGUCAGUAAGAAAGCUUAUAAAUCCCAUUGCUUGUCAGAGAAAAUUUGGGCUGGCACUGAUAUACCAGGUUGCACGCUGUGAUCAGUUAAAGCACCAUACUGCAGAAUGUCACGUGGAUGGGGUACCAUGGCUACCGUGGCUUGGAAAUGUCAAGAUCCACAGAAUGUCCUGGAGCUUAGAUCCCUGACACCCACCCACCCACCCUGUGAUAUAGAUUCUUCUUCUUUUACCUAAAUUUUUGUGUUUACCAGAAAAGCUGAAGAAAUGAAACGGAACAAUGAAGGGCUUAAUUUGGAAUGUAAUUUUAUAAAAGUGAUGUGAUUAUCAUCAUCUACUUGAUAUAUAAACAGACCUAGAGGUCAAGGAGCUAGUUUCUUUGUUAAAAAACAAAUCACUGUGGGUUGGGGAGGGGGGAUAAGGAACAUAUGUAAUGGACAGAUUUUCUUUUUCUAGGUGGGUGAACUACUAAUAAGCUACUAUCUCUCUUUUAUAUUACAUGCUGCAGUUCACACACAAAAUUCUGUAUAUCAGAAGGCCGGGACAAGACCGGAUCCUGGCUUUGUCCCGGUUGUGUUUCUUUGGACAUGUUACCUAACCUCUAAGUCUCAGGUACUUCACCUGUAAAGUCAGUAAUACCUACCUCAAGGAGCGAUUGUCAUGAUUCAGUGAGUUGAUGUAUCUACACAGACUCUGUAAACUCCACAACGGUAUUAAGAUAUUGUUAUCUUUAUGGACUGAAAUUCACUACACAUGCAGUCUCCAUGUUUUUCAUCCCUGAUUUGUUCCUAAACAUUUGCAUGAGAGAAAAAGCAUAAGUGUGGUGUAAGGACGAGGGUCCUUCCAUCUCUGGUAAGUAAAACUCACUGUGAAAUUACCCCAUUGUGGAAUAAAUGCUUGCUGUUCUUGUUCGUUUCUUUGCUUUCGAAUGCAAGGGCAGUAAAUGAAUUGCUGGCAUUGUAUUUCUGGUAUUUUCUUCUUUGCACAGUUGGUAAUACAGAUAUGUCACUUGAGUUCUCAAUAAAUGGAUUUAGUGUCUA
Messenger RNA from Mus musculus (house mouse), 16306 nucleotides. RefSeq names its product roundabout guidance receptor 1 (gene Robo1). Gene Ontology annotation, molecular function: axon guidance receptor activity. Bases 8330 to 13177 code for a protein of 1615 amino acids. Gene Ontology annotation, cellular component: axolemma; endoplasmic reticulum-Golgi intermediate compartment membrane; plasma membrane. The transcript has 30 exons. Gene Ontology annotation, biological process: olfactory bulb interneuron development; axon midline choice point recognition; Roundabout signaling pathway. Lineage: Eukaryota; Metazoa; Chordata; Mammalia; Rodentia; Muridae. The record is from RefSeq and is a predicted model, not a curated record.